AUGAAGCAGAAAUUGUUUUCUGGACUUACUGUAUCAAUAGUCUUAUUAGACGAGUUACAGUGUCGGUUGCAAACCAUUGCUCGCAGCGUUGCUCCAAUGCAUUCUGCACCACCAUUUGCCGGUGCCGGAUUGUUACAGCUGCGUGUGCUGAUCGUAAUUCCAAUACUACCUGCUAUAUCAGCGCAGCUACAGGCCUUGCACGAUACUGACGCCCAAGCUGACCACUGUCCAUCGAUUCUCUGCAAUAGUUCACUAUCCUAG
Molecule: messenger RNA, 261 nt
Organism: Gongylonema pulchrum
Lineage: Eukaryota; Metazoa; Nematoda; Chromadorea; Rhabditida; Gongylonematidae
Source: the annotation of a GenBank genome assembly